ACACACACACACACACGCACAGCUGCUCGGAACCAUGACAGAAGAUGACGGAUACAGUUGUCGCGGAGGGACAAGUCAAGUUUAGAGAUGGAAAAAAGUGGAAGACUCGGUGGGUCGUUCUUCGGAAGCCCUCUCCGGUCGCAGACUGCCUGUCUCUGCUGGUGUACAAGGGGAAGAAGAAAGGAAAGGAGAAGGACGGCGGUCACAAGGAGAGGCUCAAUGUGACACUGGAGGGGAUCUGUGGUGUGGAGCCAGGUCCCGGGUAUGAUGGCGUAUCCUACACCCUCUCCAUCCUCUGUCUGGCGCACACUCUGGUUCUGGGCUUCAACAACAAAGACGCCCUGCUGGCCUGGGAUGCCCGUGUCCGCUACAGCCUGGGAGAAGUCCACAGGUUCAGUGUCAAUGUGGAACCUGGUACCAAACUAGAAAGGGGCCCUGCCUCCCUCCACCUGUGCAACAACCUAUUGGUCCUAACCAGAGGCGUCCCUCCUGUCGUCAUUGGCCACUGGAAGUUGUCAGCAUUGCGUCGAUAUGGUGCGGUGCCAAAUGGCUUUGUGUUCGAGGGGGGGACUCGCUGUGGAUAUUGGGCUGGUGUUUUCUUCUUGUCCUGUUCAGAAGGAGAGCAGAUCAGUUUCCUGUUUGACUGCAUUGUCAGGGGCAUAACCCCCAGCAGGACCCCUCAUGGAUUGCGCCCUACCCUGCCAGAUCCCAAUGCUGACCCCGUGUCAGCAGAGGAACGGAUCAGCCAGGAGGCAUCAGAGCUGGAGAAAAGACUCAGCAUGUUGUCUCAGUGCAGCCUAGCAAGCAGCUCAGCUUCCACUUACAGCUGCAGCACAUCUGUUGCCGGAGACGACCAGAGAAGCAUCUCCAGCUCGUCCUCCAGCCAAUCAGACACGAGCUAUGGAAGCAGACUUCCAUUUUGGGUAGAGCCGUCAGGUAGGCCGCACCUCUCCAAUGAGACAGCGUCAAGCUCCUCCACGCUGAAAGCUUUGACCAGUUCAGAUGACCGACUUUAUGCUGGAGUGAUGGGAAGCUCCGGGACUCAUCCAUCCUCUGGCCAGCUCCAUCCUCGUGGUCUCCAUGACAGCGGGCGCCAGAGCUCAUUAGACAGUGGGAUUGGGAUAGCGACAGGCAGUCAGUCGUCGUAUUCAGGGAGCUGCUCCUCUUACACAGGGAGUCUGGACACUGCAAGCCAGGGAGGGGGAGAGGAGUUUGGCUCUGUGGCCAGCUUACCUGCUCCUCCAUCUUCACCUCCUUCUGUGCCUUCCCCCACUCCUCCUCCUCCCCCGACUUCUCCUCCUCCUCCUCCUCCGACUUCUCCUCCUCCCCCGACUUCUCCUCCUCCUCCUCCUCCGACUUCUCCUCCUCCUCCUUUUCAGUCAACACUUACCACAGAGCACAGUUCUGCUACCUCCUCCCCCUGCCCCUGUGCCUCCAGAUCUAGCUCCCGUACCUCCCGGAGGCACAGUGAUGAGUAUCGAAUCCCCAGCCUGCUCAGACUGUGGUAUGACACCCCCAGGAGUCUGCUCCAGACCCUGACCCUGAGAGAACCUUCUGCCCAAGAAGGCCCUCCUGUGCUGUGCAGGGACAGCAUGAGCAGUGUAGAUGGAGGGAGUAGUCAGGGCCAAACAUUGAGCAACAGGCCCACAGGACCCUGGGCUCAGCGCCAGGCUAUGAUGCAACGCUCGCACUCAUGGGGCAGUGAGAUGGCGCCAUCUGUGGACAGUGAGGGGAGGUCCACACCUAUAACCCCACUGGCACCUGGAGACUUGGUUUGUAAAGAAACACAGUGCGGUCAUGGUUUAGACAACUACAUUACACCAGAGCAGUGGAAGUCAGCGAAGAACAGAUGCUUAACUCAGGUUGCCAGCUCACCAUCAGGCGUGUCACCUUCUGCAGAUACACAAGAUCCUCCUCUCUGUGUGAGAGAGGAACAUGCUGACGUUGGAGAUGUUGGUGAUAAAUUUGCAGGUCUGAAGAGGUCAGUGCCCUCUCUGCCACCCUCUGCGCCUCCACCUCUGCCUAUCGCACUGAGCAUGUACAGGCCAACAUCAACCUGCGGUAUGUUCCAGUCUGCCCAUCCAUCUGUGUCACAGGACUUUGGGCUCCGUAGUGACAGCACUGUAAAUUAUGUUAACAUCCCCAUCAGCCCCCUGCCAGCCAAAUCUAACAGAGAGCUCCUCUACACAGAGCUGGACCUGCAGGAACCCGGCUUGGCUCCAGUCUCCAGUCUGUACAGUGCUCUCAGAGGUAACACUUUGCAGCUCUGCAGACCCAAAGAGGGCUCCAUCAGGUACGCCCACCUAGACAUCACUGCCAUGGAAACAGCUCAGAGAGUGGGGGCGGAGCAUGUUCAGGGCAGGGAGGACAGACUGACUCAGCUGGAGAGCAGGCGGCGAGGGCCACCAAACUGACUCUGCAACGCCCAACUCGAUGACACUUCAAAAUAGUUUUCAACGCUGACUCUCUCCAUCUCUCUGAAUAAGCUAAAGCACUCGAUAUGCAGCUGUUUGUCAUACCAGUCAUUGUUGUACUUAAAAACACACCCACAGUUGUGCCAGUGUACAGCAAUUUCCCACCAACAAUCCAUUCCACUAAAAAGAAAACAGGAAACAUCUGGGAAAUCUCUUAUGCAGCUGCCAUCUUGGAUGUGUUUUGUGAUCUGUUGUGUUGUAAUUUCUCAUAUACUUGUACUUAAAUUAGUAUUUUCCUGCAUUUCUCUUGAUCACUUUUAACCCAGAAAUGUUACUUUUUUGGCUGCAUGGCACUUACGUCUGCUGAGGUUGGAGGAAACCUGCCUCUUUUAAGAUACUCUCAGGAUGACUGUUAAGCUUUGGUAUAAGUGGCCUUAAUUAGGAGUUAGUGGCACCAAAGACUAAUGUUUACGACUGAUAUUAUAGAGACAAAGAUAGUUAGCAGCUUUGCUUGGCAUCAAGUUAUACUUUGUUAAGCUGGAGUUUAGAUUGAUCUCCUUCAGACUGUUUAGGCGUGGCUCUGCUUAUUGUUACUACUCUUACAUGAAUGCCACUGUUUCAAUUCAAAUGGUUUAAUCACAGGGAUGAAGCA
This is a messenger RNA of Larimichthys crocea (large yellow croaker), 3066 nucleotides long. RefSeq names its product docking protein 7b (gene dok7b). Gene Ontology annotation, biological process: positive regulation of protein tyrosine kinase activity; neuromuscular junction development. The transcript is spliced from 13 exons. Gene Ontology annotation, molecular function: protein kinase binding. The record is from RefSeq and is a predicted model, not a curated record. NCBI's taxonomy places the organism in Eukaryota, Metazoa, Chordata, Actinopteri, Sciaenidae. Bases 45 to 2414 code for a protein of 789 amino acids.